AUGUAUGCAAUUGUCUUUACAGGUCAUAUACUGCCACUAGCAUAUGGUGUUAUUAAUUCAAAGAAUGAUGCUGCUUGGCCGUGGUUCUUUGAGCAAUUCAAGGAAGCAUAUGGUGAGAGGAAAAACAUGUUCAUCAUUUCAGAUAGGAAUGAGAGUAUCAUCAAAUCUGUAUCAAGAGUGUAUCCGGCGGUACCACAUUUUGCUUGUAUAUGGCAUUUAUGGAACAACGUAUAUAAAAAAUUCAAAAAGAGUCAUUCAAAGUUGAGCGAGAUAUACUUCUCGAUGGCAAAAGCAUACACACAAGCUGAAUUUGACAGUCUAAUGGAGAAGGUGGAGAAGGUAGAUAUUAGGGUGAAAGAAUACUUGGAGUUAACUGGAUACGAAAAGUGGGCUAGGUUGUAUGCACAUGUUAACAGGGGAUGGACCAUGACGUCAAAUAUUGUUGAGUCAAUCAAUGCCGCACUUGUGUCAGCAAGGGAAUUGCCAAUAUACGACUUCCUCGAAGAAGUUAGGAAGAUGUUUGGACGUUGGAAUUGCAGCAAUCGGAAAGAAGCUUCACAGACAUACACAACGCUAGGAAAAAAAUACCAGGAUAUGCUUACCUUGAAUGAGGUGGUACCGUCGACCGAAUACUUGCAUACGGUGAACGAUGAAGGAAGACAUUACACUGUGUGCCUCUUAGAGAGAAAAUACAGUUGUGGGCGGUUCCAAGUUGAUGAAUUACCAUGCCAACAUGCUUGGGCUGUCUUGAAGAGCAAGUUUCUAAUGCCAGAAGAUUAUUUCUCUGACUAUUACAAACCAAAGUCUGUUGUAAUGACAUAUGAGGUGCCCGUGUAUCCGCUGCCUGACCGAAAUGAAUGGAAUAUACCAGCACAUAUAUCAAAGGAAGUUGUCUUACCACCAAAAUGA
Molecule: messenger RNA, 909 nt
Organism: Nicotiana tabacum (common tobacco)
Lineage: Eukaryota; Viridiplantae; Streptophyta; Magnoliopsida; Solanales; Solanaceae
Source: RefSeq, a predicted model, not a curated record